AUACUAAAUUGAAUCACAAUUCGUCCGGAGCACUGUCGGAACGCACACUGUGUAAGGUCUCCUUAAAAACCCUAACUCCGAGAGUGGCGGUUCGAGAAAUUCUUAUGGCGAUUUCUGGAGAUCUUAGAGUUUCUGCAACACUCGGAUCACAUCCUGCUCAUCUCGUCAGCUUCGGACCUCAUCUCUUCCUUCUCGGGUAUAAUUUCUUCGAUUCCUUCUCAAUCGGAGUUUCUCUGUUGUAUAAUCAUCGAUUCAACAUCAAAUCAAUUCCAUCAAACUGUUGUAUUUCCUUGAAUUGUUUGGAUCUGAAUUCCAUCAUACAGGUGGAUUUCGUUCAUUUUCUCGGAACAGCGUCUUCAUCACGAGGUGACUUCAAUAAUCACAUAUUGCAUUGCAAACCUAAACGUUCAUCCUCCAGUCUGUUCAAGGAAUACCAGCUCUCUCACAAUUCUCUCAGCCAAGAAGCAGAGAAUUUCCUUCUCAACGUGGUGAAAAUGAACUUCUUCGAGCGUCUAGGUUUAGCCUGGAAGAUAAUAUUUCCAACUCCGAAAACCGUAAGGAAUUCAAAUGCAAAGAUCGCCAAGCAACGUCUGAAGAUGAUACUAUUCUCCGAUAGAUGCGCAGUUAGCGAAGAGGCGAAGCAGAAGAUAGUGAGCAACAUUGUUAACGCUUUAUCGGAUUUCGUGGAGAUUGAAUCGGAAGAGAAAGUUCAGCUUGCUGUCUCCACCGAUGCCGAUUUGGGGACUAUUUACUCGGUAACCGUUCCCGUCCGGCGAGUGAAGCCGGAAUAUCAGUUGGACGAUGAGAGUGGAUCGAUAACCAAUAUUGAAUACAGAGACGAUGGGAAAGGUGGAUCUGAUACGGUUGAUGUCACCUUUGAUUUCUAUCUCCCAACUGAUCAAUUUAAUUAAUUAUUAUUAUUAUUAUUAUUAUUUGUGUACAUAUUUUCCAAAAAAAAAUCAUACAUCUGUUUGUUGUUGUUUGGUAAUUGUAUGAACUUUGUUUUCUUUUAUUUGGAUUAAUGAAUUAAUUAUGUUUCUCUUUA
Impatiens glandulifera is the source of this 1045-nucleotide messenger RNA. Its product is annotated as cell division topological specificity factor homolog, chloroplastic-like. NCBI's taxonomy places the organism in Eukaryota, Viridiplantae, Streptophyta, Magnoliopsida, Ericales, Balsaminaceae. The record is from RefSeq and is a predicted model, not a curated record. Gene Ontology annotation, biological process: chloroplast fission; cell division; regulation of division septum assembly.